Messenger RNA from Tetrapisispora phaffii CBS 4417, 1059 nucleotides. RefSeq lists its product as uncharacterized. Gene Ontology annotation, biological process: deoxyribonucleotide biosynthetic process. The transcript has a single exon. Gene Ontology annotation, molecular function: oxidoreductase activity. The coding region runs from base 1 to 1059 and encodes 352 amino acids. NCBI's taxonomy places the organism in Eukaryota, Fungi, Ascomycota, Saccharomycetes, Saccharomycetales, Saccharomycetaceae. The record is from RefSeq and is a predicted model, not a curated record.
AUGUCUAGUAUCACUGAAUUUUUUGCCGAGCAUAAAGCUAAACGUCAUUUACUUAAAGAGUCGCAAAAGGAUGAGGUUAUUUUAAUCGAGAACCAUCGCAGAUUCGUCUUAUUUCCAAUCAAAUAUCAUGAAGUAUAUGAUGCUUACAAGCAACGUGAAGCUUUGUUUUGGACUGCUGAAGAAUUAGAUUUUACCAAGGAUAUUGAAAACUUCAAUGGUGAAGAAAUUAGUGAAGAUGAAAAGGAAUAUAUCACUAGAUUAUUAGCAUUAUUUGCUUCCAAUGACAUGGACAAAUUAAACUUGACUGAGAACUUAUCUGCUGAAGUACAGAUCCCAGAAGCCAAAUGUUUCUAUGGUUUUCAAAUCAUGUUGGACAAUAUCCAUCAAGAAGUUUACUCUUUAAUAAUUGAUGCUAUUAUCAAGGACAACGGUAAGAGAGUUUCCAUGUUCGAUGACUUAAAGAAAUUGAGCAACAUCAAUGACAAAUUAGAAUACGCCAAGACUUGGUUUGAAAACGAGGACCAUUUAUUCGGCGAAAAACUAAUUGCUUUUGCUGCAGUCCAAGGUAUCUUCUCCCUUGCUGCAUACGCCAGUAUCUUUUCUCCAAAGGGUGGCAAGUUAUUCCCAGGCCUCCAAAAGGGUGUCCAAAACAUGUUCAGAGACCGUGCCCUACACACCGAUUUCCAAAGUUUGAUGUACGCCCAUUUGAAACAUGACGUCGACCCAGUUGUUGUGAAUAGAAUCAUUACUGAUGCAGUCAAGAUCGAAAAGGCCUCGUUAAAAGAUACAUUACCAAUUGAGAAGUUUGGUUUGAAAAUAGCCGAGAUGGAACAAUUAAUUGAACAUGUAGCCGAUUUCUUAUUGGUAUCCUUUGGUGCCGAAAAAGAAUAUAACGUGGCUAAUCCAUUCCCAUUCAUGGAAAAAGUUGCAAUUCCAGGUAACACCAACUCAUUUGCCAAAAAAGUGGCUGACUACCAUAAAGCCAGUGACAUUGCUCAGACAUCUACCAACGAGAAGAAAGACGGUGAAGCUAACUUCUCUAUGACUGAAGAUUUUUAA